This is a messenger RNA of Peniophora sp. CBMAI 1063, 1407 nucleotides long. NCBI's taxonomy places the organism in Eukaryota, Fungi, Basidiomycota, Agaricomycetes, Russulales, Peniophoraceae. The record is from the annotation of a GenBank genome assembly.
AUGGGUCUACUUCGCAAAGACGAAAAUGGAAGAUGGCUUCUAGAACUUCCCAAUCUCGCAGGAGCGGUCGUCUCCAUCUUUGCAGCGAUCCUGGGCCCAGCUUGGGAACUGAUGUCGUCUGGUACAGAUGAGGUGGUCUCCUUCGCCGGCCGGACAUGGCUCGUCGCUAUAUCCAUCAUCUGCGGUUUGUGCACGCUCUGGAUGGUCGCUGGCUUCUUCAUUUUCACGGCUCGUUUCGCCGGCUGCGAUGGGCUGACUCUGCUUACCGCCAUUGCGUCAUCUCCGCUUUAUCACGAGCCCGCACUCUUCGACAAACUCCCUCUGUCCGCGAGUAUACAAGCCGCAUCUGAGCGCACGGCACAGCUAGAGUCUACCGUCAUCGACCUUCGCCUCAUACUUGAACAACAGACGGGCGUUGCUCUUCGCCCGAGUGGGAUACCUUUCGACAUCGUGGAUUUGUCCGGAAGGGUAUCUGCGCUAGAGGUGGAAGCCAGCGCCGCCCUUUCUCGGUUCGACGACGUCCGUGUCCUGCUGGACGGCCUGACGACAGACAUUGCAAGCGUCCGGGCUCAUCUGGGCAGCCACCAGGACGCGACGCGUGCAGAUCUUGGCGAUGUUAGCAAGAACAUCAUCACGUUACGCGAUGAAGCCCAUGCGGCCCUCUACCGGAUGACACACGACCUGGCGGACGUGCACGCGACCUUAGCACGCUACGACGGUCUCACGCACACGGUCGAGGAGAAGACGGACUUCGCCUUGUUCACUACUGGCGCAGUAACCAUCCCGAGUCUCACCUCGCCGGACCGUAAUCUUCCUCCCAACAACACUCUUGCUGAUCGUGCGAAGAGUCUCGUAUGGUGGCCCUCCAGGUCUGGCGCAGGAGACCCUAUACAUUCGAAACCGUGGCCCACCGGCUCGGACAUGGCUAUCCACUAUGAUGUGGAACCUGGGUACUGCUGGCCCUUCAAUGGAACGCGAGGACACCUCGCUGUUCAGUUGCCUGUCCCAGUGCUCUUCGAGGAGGUUGCCAUCCAUCACACACGUCAACAUUGGGAUAUAAGCCCAGCUCCCCGUCAUAUACAGCUUUGGGCGCUGAUCACGGGCCCCGAGGCGCUCGAGAAGGCCAGCGAUUGGGCCACUGUGGGAGAUCAGACUCCGCCGCCCGAGCUUCCCGCCGUCUUCGACCAGAGUCGCUAUUUACGCAUCGCCGAGUUCGAGUACGACCUCUCGUCAUCUCUCGCCACCCAGGUCUUCUCUGUCGACCCUACUUUCAAAGCCCUUGAGAUUCCUUUGGACGUCGUCAUCCUCUACAUCUUGGACAACUGGGGGAACGAAGAGUACACUUGCAUCUAUCGCUUCCAAGCCCAUGGUCGUCUGGCGUCUGGUGAACGCACGCAUAGCGAAUAG